Messenger RNA from Drosophila elegans, 738 nucleotides. RefSeq lists its product as uncharacterized. Bases 279 to 623 code for a protein of 114 amino acids. The transcript is spliced from 2 exons. Lineage: Eukaryota; Metazoa; Arthropoda; Insecta; Diptera; Drosophilidae. The record is from RefSeq and is a predicted model, not a curated record.
UAGUUUCUUGCUCUUAAAUUCGUAUGUAAAAAGUAUUGUUGUUGACAAAAAACAAACUACAUCAUACAACAACAUGGAAAUGUAGGAUGGAUUUAGUUCAGUGUACUGACCAAUUCGCUUUGAUUUGAGUUUCGCUGCCGCGAUCGCUGCCCGACUCUUCCACCCAAAAAACUAAAAGACGAGCGGAUUUUUGAACACCAUUUUAGUUGUUCGAGAUACUUUAACAAAACACUCCCGAAAUCCGGGUGACAGCAGCAGCAAGCGGAACAAACAAAAAAAUGUCCUUAAGCCUGAGAGUGCCUAGUGGAAGCCUAAUGGUGGUAAUGCUUCUAAUGCUGGCCCUAAUCAUCGAAGAUGUGCAUGCCAAUCGACGUUUUGGACAUCGUUUUAAAAAUUACGGAUGUACUGGAAAUGGCAGGAGAACCACUAGGCCCUCUUACAUAACGCGCAAAAUGCCCUAUAUACCUGUUCUGGCGCGGCGUGGGGAUAAAACUAUGGCGACAUCGCCGCCCUACCAUCCGCUUUACAUGCCAGAGCAGAGACGAUCCCGUCCAGUAUAUGAAGCCAGACCUAGCUAUACCCCCAUAAACUGGAACCGCAAUAAGAACGCCGAAGAUUACUAGUUCAAUACCGCCACCAAAGCCUCCUUUUCCUUAUUGUGCUUUAUGCUUUUGUUCAAUUAAAACAUUUUUUGUUUGAAAAUUGUAAUUAAACUUGAUUAAAAUAUCAAUAUAUAAA